Messenger RNA from Daucus carota subsp. sativus, 2669 nucleotides. RefSeq names its product ATP-dependent zinc metalloprotease FTSH 4, mitochondrial. The coding region runs from base 212 to 2371 and encodes 719 amino acids. The record is from RefSeq and is a predicted model, not a curated record. Gene Ontology annotation, biological process: proteolysis. Lineage: Eukaryota; Viridiplantae; Streptophyta; Magnoliopsida; Apiales; Apiaceae. Gene Ontology annotation, molecular function: metalloendopeptidase activity; ATP-dependent peptidase activity; ATP binding. Gene Ontology annotation, cellular component: membrane; chloroplast thylakoid. The transcript is spliced from 7 exons.
AUAUAAAGUAUCAAUAAUCCAAAAAAAAAAAAUAAUAAUUUGAUUAACAGGUGCUGCUGCUGCUAUCUUGGCAAACUGGUUACCUCUCGUGUCAUAAUAACCUAAACACUCUUCACUAACUAAUCACACACAUAUACACACAACUGCUCUUAUAUAAAAUCAAUCUCAGAAGAAGCAAAGAUCGGAUCUUUUGGGGUUUUCUUCUUUAAGAAUGGCUGUCCGCCGACUUCUCACCGAGUUUGCAAAGAAGCAGCAAGAGAUCAAGCACUUAAGCAAGCUGUCUUCUAGGUCUUAUCUCACUUCACAGACAUUUCAAGGUGGCAGAGUGAGUAGCCUGCCUGGUGGUCCUCGUCGCUUUCAAUCAAGUUAUAUUGGACGGUUAGCUCGGAGAGUACGUGAUACAGAUGGAUCAGGUGAUGCAUCCUAUCUUAGGGAACUUUCUCGACGAAAUGAUCCGGAGGGGGUGAUAAGAUUGUUUGAAAGUCAACCCUCAUUGCAUAAUAACCAAUCAGCACUUGCCGAAUAUGUCAAGGCGUUAGUUAAAGUUGAUAGGCUGGAUGAGAGUGAGUUGAUGAAGAUGUUACAAAGAGGAACUUCGGGUUCUGGUACAGUGGGGGAAGAAAGUAUUGGCGGCCUUGCAGCUUUUGGAAAUGCUGGAAAAAUAACAAAAGACGGUGUUCUAGGAACACCCUCUGCUCCAAUACAUAUGGUGGCUAAUGAGGGGGGCAGCUUUAAACAACAGUUGUGGCGUACUGUGCGAACACUAGGAUUGGCCUUUCUCUUGAUUUCAGGUGUCGGGGCACUAAUUGAGGAUAGAGGAAUUACUAAAGGGCUGGGUCUCCAUGAAGAGGUGCAACCUAGCAUGGAUUCUAAGACAAAAUUCGAUGAUGUAAAGGGUGUUGAUGAAGCAAAAGCUGAGCUAGAAGAGAUCGUUCACUAUCUUCGAGACCCUAAGAGGUUUACUCGUCUUGGUGGGAAGCUACCCAAAGGAGUUUUGCUCGUUGGUCCUCCUGGCACUGGCAAAACUAUGUUGGCAAGGGCAAUAGCAGGAGAAGCUGGGGUGCCUUUUUUCUCAUGUAGUGGCAGUGAGUUUGAAGAGAUGUUUGUUGGUGUUGGAGCCCGACGAGUGAGAGAUCUAUUUUCAGCUGCAAAGAAGCGGUCCCCAUGCAUUAUUUUCAUUGACGAGAUAGAUGCCAUAGGAGGUAGCCGCAACCCAAAAGACCAGCAAUACAUGAAGAUGACAUUGAACCAAUUGCUUGUUGAACUGGAUGGUUUCAAACAAAAUGAAGGGGUUAUAGUAAUUGCUGCCACUAACUUCCCUGAAUCUUUAGACAAGGCACUGGUAAGACCUGGACGAUUUGAUCGUCACAUUGUUGUUCCUAAUCCAGAUGUUGAAGGCCGCAGGCAAAUCAUGGAAUCUCAUAUGACGAAGGUUUUGAAGGGAGAUGAUGUUGAUCUGAUGAUAAUUGCCAGAGGUACUCCUGGAUUUUCUGGUGCAGAUCUGGCAAAUUUGGUCAAUGUUGCAGCUCUGAAGGCUGCCAUGGAUGGUUCCAAAGCAGUGUCCAUGGCUGAUCUAGAAUAUGCCAAGGACAAGAUCUUGAUGGGCAGUGAGCGCAAGUCAGCUGUUAUAUCAGAUGAAUCAAGAAAGCUGACAGCUUUUCAUGAGGGUGGCCACGCGUUGGUUGCGAUCUAUACUGAUGGGGCUCUUCCAGUACACAAGGCAACUAUAGUUCCACGAGGUACAUCACUUGGUAUGGUUUCUCAAUUACCAGAUAAGGAUGAAACUAGUAUGUCCCGUAAGCAGAUGCUUGCCCGUCUUAAUGUUUGCAUGGGCGGGCGAGUUGCUGAAGAGCUCAUAUUUGGUGAAAAUGAGGUCACAUCAGGUGCUUCUUCUGACCUUAAACAAGCAACCAACCUUGCUAGAGCCAUGGUUACAAAGUUUGGAAUGAGCAAACAAGUAGGGGUGGUUACUCACAAUUAUGAUGACAAUGGAAAAAGCAUGAGCACUGAGACUAGACUCCUCAUUGAGGAAGAAGUCAGAGAACUAUUGGAGACUGCAUAUAAUAAUGCAAAAACCAUUCUCACAACUCACGAGAAGGAGCUCCAUGCACUUGCUAAUGCCUUACUAGAGCGCGAGACGCUUAGUGGAAAUCAGAUCAAGGCCCUGCUUGCGCAGUUAAAUUCUGACCAGCAACAGCAACAGAAGAUAGUUGCACCUCAGAACAAUUCAAAGUCCACAUCAAUUCCCCCAUCUGGGCCCUCUGCUGCAGAUUCUGCAGCCGCCGCAGCUUCCGCAGCAGCUUCAGCGGCUGCUGCAGCCGCCACUGCUGCAGCCAAUGCAGCCAAGGGAAAAGGAGUUGCUCCUGCUUAGAUUAAGAUGAAUCGCUUCUGUGCAUAUUUUUUUUCCAACAGCUAAUUUGUUUUUCCAAGGAGAUACUGUAGUUAAAUGUGUGGCGCCACUCAGGUCCUAGUCGUGUACAAUGUGAACUUGGAGGUCGACACAAGCUGUAGAAGAGUUGAAGCAAAGAUAUUCAGCAUGUUGUCGUAAGGUAGAAUUAUGUAUUCAGUGGAUAGCAUUAUUGUUAUCAUUGUCCUGAUUUUAAUAAUCCAUAUCGCUAACAAUAAUAAUGUUUGCCGUAGUUUUCAAGUUUUACAAUCUUUUUUUGAUA